AUGAUUUUUGGUUGGCGAGUCCGGCUGUGGUUUGGCUGAUUUUGAACUUGUACGAGUAAUACUCGUACCAAGAAUGGAACAGUUAUUCACAAACAAUUUAUAAUUGCAGUGGCUAGAAGAGAGCUCCCGAUAGGUUGUAGUAGUAACCCGUUGUGAGUGCUAUCGGACUUCGCGACAAAUCUAUUCUCUCCUCGAAGCCGACUGGGAAGGAGCUGUUUAUCACUGGCUUUCUGAAUUAUUUCUCGAAUCUCACGUUUUUGCAUUGGGAAGCGACAUGGUUGCGUGAAAGUGGCCUGAAAGAAAGACUGAGAGUCCCUAGGGACUCAUCUAGAGCACCGAUGGCCACGUCAGCGUCAUCGGAGGCCGUCCCUAUCCUGAAAAAUUUCUUCAUAUACAAUCCAACGUUUGGCCCCAGAGAAGGCGAGGAACACAAGAAGAUUCUGUAUUACACGCCCGAAGACACAGAUCUGGACUUGAAAGUUCGUCAUGUCGGCCUAUGCGAAGCUAUGGUACAGUUCACCAGGACGUUUAGUCCGAACAAGCUGUGCGACGUUCUACACACGCUGAAAUCGCGUCAGUUCUUCAUGCAGCCGGAGCCCGAUUAUUGGAUAAUAAUGACGGUGAUGUUGCCAUGCAAGAAGUCGACAACAAAGGACGGCAAGACGGUGUUUGAGUACAAGGAAGAGGACAUCCAGGACACGCUGUAUCAGUCUGUUCUGGAGCUUGCCUAUCAAAUGUUUCGUCUGUUCCACGGCCCGUUUGUCUACAUCCGCAAGCAUCAUGACGUUGACGGUCUGCGUCACACAAUGAACCAUUUCUUCUCCAAGUACCUGCCCCAGAUCCGAUGGCCACAGAUUGACCUACUUGACGUGUUCAACGGCCUGAGCUUCUUACCGCUGGACAAGAACGUGUUUCUACGCGUGCAGAGCUUCAUCAACUUACUGGAAUCCAGCUUUAGUCGUAUCAAGCACACUGUCUUCAUGUUUACUGAUCAGCUGGUUUGGAGUGGUCUUGAGCAGGAGGACAUGCGUGUACUGUACAAGUACUUGACAACCAGUCUUUUCCCAGUCUGCUUCAAGGGAGAGAUUGUAGCAGCACCGAGUGCGUCCAAUCCAGACUGGUUACUUGUCAACAUGUCCGGUGGUACUAAGGGCACCUCACCCACACUGUCCAGGAACAGCUCAGCGUCUAGCGGCAUCACAAGUACCAGCAGUAGUAGCGCUACGUCGCAUCAAGGAUACUUCUUGAACGGGCCAAAGAACAUUCAAGAUCCUAACACGUCAAUAAAGAUGCCGCGUAUCUUUGUGAACACAACCGGUGGAGACGACAUGGAAGAGCUCAAUCUCCUCGUGUACCAUGCCAUGGGAGCCACUGUCUGUUUCAUGAUUGACGGCUCUGGUGCACCGUCUUAUGAGUUUUGUAAGCGUCUCGACACGUUUGUCGGCCCGCAUCUCUCCAGCCUGGCCAAGAUGAUCACCGACUACCUGCAGAGUAGGCGACCGGCAAGCACUGACAGCCAACACCGCUUUAUCUACUUUAAUCAUAUGAACUUAGCACAGAAGAGCAGUGUACACAGUCGCAAGUCUCCGUUCGUCACCAUCUCGCAGGAUCUGAUGCGCCUGCUAGCGGAUAUCAACUCCGACUUUCAAAAGUCUAAGGAAGACGGUGAGACGGUCAUCAAGACGAUGACCGACUGCUGGGUGGUGGGAAGACGCUCGGACCAGCGAGAGUUCUUUGUCGUGCUCAACCAGAAGAAUGCAAACUUGAUUGAAAUCAGCGAGGAAGUGAAAAGACUGUCUGCUACCAACUUCAACAACAUUUUCUUCUUGGAUUAGUGUUGCCGGUGGAUGGAACCGGCGACCACCCGCAUGUGGCUAGCGGCGGGGGAGAGGCUGUGGGCUGUCGCCGACUGCGGUGAGUAUUCCCGGAGAGAACCGAGGAUUGAAGGUGGCGCUCGUGCUGUACAGCACACGCGCGCGCAUCUGUAUUCGCACCGCGCUUAUUUUGGCAGCUUGCCCUCACCUAUUGAGCAGUCCGCUUGUUACAGCCGAGGUUCAAUACCCACACCCCUCCUCCUCCCGGUUGACAGCCAGCACUGCUGCCAACACACACCAUUGGUUUCUAAAACGUGCCCAACGCCGCCAUCGGCAUACGUCUCUUGAAGUUGCAAGCCGUGUUCAAACCUGUAAAUAUGUUGCGCCUCGGCCUUGCGCCCUGCUCUCGUCUAUAUUGGAACAUAUCAAGCUGCAUUCGCUCGUUGUACAGUUCUUGUAAAGUCUGGCUGGUUUUCGUCGAGUUUUCUGUAGUUUUUGUGAUAUCAUUCGGAGUUACUCAUGAAAUUGCCCCGUUUUACAUGUUGUUCCCCCCCCCGAUUAUGUUAGUACAUGUACACAGAGUGGCAUGGCUACUGCUUCACACAGCUUGUGUACAGCAUGCCUAGAUCAGUGUGCUGUUGCUCUGAUCUCACUGCACUGUCGUACAGCAAGACUUAGUACAGGGACUUACCCAGCACUUCUCUGUGUCGCUCUCGGCAACAAAGGAAUUUUUGAAUAUUUUGCGUACGUUUUAUUAAAACUCUUGUAAAGAUCAUAACACUUCAUGCGAUCACUAUCAUGAUAUCAAGUGUACAACCGUGAA
Sycon ciliatum is the source of this 2637-nucleotide messenger RNA. Its product is annotated as vacuolar fusion protein CCZ1 homolog. Gene Ontology annotation, cellular component: intracellular membrane-bounded organelle; Mon1-Ccz1 complex. The record is from RefSeq and is a predicted model, not a curated record. Bases 339 to 1835 code for a protein of 498 amino acids. The transcript has 17 exons. Gene Ontology annotation, biological process: vesicle-mediated transport. Lineage: Eukaryota; Metazoa; Porifera; Calcarea; Leucosolenida; Sycettidae.